AUGGAAAAAGAGGUUUCUGUAUCAGCUCAAUCGGAUGAUCCAUGGGUGGAUACCAGUAGCUCAUCAAUGAAGCGAAAAGAAGAGCAACUUGGGAAUACAUCAAACAACAUUCAGUCAACCAAAUUGCGAGCGGCACAUUCUCCCAAAUCAAAAGAAAAGGACAAAAUAAAGGAAAGUCCCGUCUCCCAGCAAAAGCUACCCGAGCCAGAUGUCGAAAGUUUAGAAACAGAGCCGAAUUUUAUUUCAAAGUCAUUAUCUGAUACAGGCAUUUAUCAACAACAUAUGGCCCCCGAAUACCAAUACAAUAAACACAAUGAAUCUAUAUUUGAUGACGAAAAGUUGUUUCCGUGUUUGCCAACCGACAAUUCUGAAACUAGUUUGGUAAAAUUUGACGAACAAAACCCAGAGCUUAUAAACCACGCCACCCUUCAUGCAUUGAUUGUUCAAAUGACAUCCCCCGAGGUUAUCGACUACAACCUUAUAAGUGAUUUCUUCCUCACUUAUAGGCUCUUCACCAAUAGUAACGAAAUUAUGGGCUUAUUAACAACGAGACUAAUUUGGUCACUACAAUACAUCAACUCAGGAACUGAAUCUAAUACCAAGCUCGGGAAACUAGUCUUGCUCCGAACGUUUGUGGUGUUACGGCAUUGGAUAAUCAAUUAUUUUAUUGAUGAUUUCGACAACAAUCACCAACUAUGCGACCAAUUCUCACUGACACUUAAUGGGAUAAUAAAGGAGUCGAACUUGAUUUGCAAAACCAAUUUCAAGCUGACUGGGGACUACAUAUAUGUGACGAAAAUCCUAAAAGAAUUAAAAAUGCACUGGCUCUCAUUAUUGAACAAAUUUUGGCUCCUUGGAGUUGACAUUAAUAUCAUUAUGACGGAGAGUACUUUAUCGACGUAUAAUAUUCCGUUAACCAAUGAUCUCAAGAGCUCCAACCGACUUUCAAAAUCGAAUACAGAAAUGUCAAUACACACAAACCCUUCGUAUCGUCGGUCUGCCAUGCUUUCAUUAUACGAUCUGAAGAUCCAUCACAAGAUGCUUAUAUUUGAUGAUGAUUCAAGCCAAGAAGAAAAUCCACAAUUUUCCAUAAAUAACCUUUUACUACACCACCAGUCAUCUCGAUCAUCGAUAAAUAACAAAAUUCAUGAAAUGCAGAAACAUAAAAGAAUGAUGAGGUCCCCCAUUUUUGGCUCCUCAUUUGAAAUCUCGGCAAAAUCAUCACCCUUUAUAGCACCAGACUUAACUCAAACCCCACGCACACCUUCAAGUAACCCACACCCACUGAGAAAUAAGAAGGUUUUGGCUCAAACAACUAGGCACAAUCGAAUGGAAAUAAAAGAUUCAUCUUUGGAUUUGAAAAAAACAAAGGAUCCAAAUGUGAACCUGACAACACCCACCAAAAGCCGAAAAACAAAGGCAGAUCCUUAUAAGGAAAUCGGGUUUUCAACAAAUGGUAAUGUCAAGCUCCCAACAUCAAAAAUUCAUUCGAUCCUUCCCCCAACACCUGUCAAGAAAAUGGAUUGCAAAAUUGUCAAGGAGAAUAUACUCCAAACACAAACAGACAAUUCACAGUUUCUACCCCCAGCUUUUGAUGGGGAUCACCAUGACGAGUUCUCGAGGAAAAAAUCAAUCAGAAAAUUGAUGGAUGGCUGGAAAAGAUCACUUUCGGCACAUUCUCGCACUUCUGAUGUCGAAAUAAAACCAUCGCUGGCACUUCAAAGAGAGCAAUCAACUUCAAAUGCCUCAGUUAACAAUCUUGGAGAUUUAAUAUGUGAUGCUAUGCAUGUAGUGGAUGAGCGGAAUAUUGGAAACAGAGUUGAUGUGUUGAGCGCUAGAAUCGUUGACGAAUUAGAAUAUUUGAUACAGUACUACAUGGACUCGAACUCAAACAGCAUCAUUCACGAAGUUGACGGGUGUUUUAUUGACGAGGAUGGAGAUAGAUUUGUGGAUGUCCCAGAGGAGGCAAGUCGUCAAGAGGUAGACUUGCAACCCAUUGAAGUGUCGAAUGACAACGAUGAUGACGACGAUGUUGACAUCAAUGACUUAUCAGAAUUGAACAUUAUAAAGAUUGACAACUUGAUCAAUGAAAAGGAAGAUGGGCCGGUCCAAACUAUCAAGGUGCAAAGAAAUAUUUCGGAAAAUAUACUUGACGAACUUAAUAUUUCAGGAGAGUCGUUCCAAAAGGCAGCAAGUAUCAAUUGGAAUGACGAUGAUGCCGUUGAUUUAAAUGCAUCUGCAGAAAGGGAAACCCUUUUGCUGCAUGAUGAAUUUGAUGAAUUUUGUAUCACCAAUGGAUCAAAGGCAAAAGAUGAUCAAGUGUAUGAAGCAGCAAACUUUAAUUUCCCGCAAUCCGCUCAAUCUUUUGAGACUUCCACUAUAUCCACCCCUAGCAAUAUUACCCUGUACGAUGCUGAAGUAGCUGAAUUGGGAAUCGCCAUGAGUCCGCCACCAGUCAAACCAAAAAGAGUGAGCUACAUUGAAGGUGCACACUCUAGCCUUGUUUACAACCCAAGAAUCUCGAGAAUAUCUCGUAACUCUAUUGGCUCUGGCAUCAAAAGAGAGUCGAUGGCGUCUUAUCUCAGUUAUGACUCCGCAUUCUCAAUCACUAAUGAUAGCAACUCGUGCAAGGGGAAUCAUACCUAUAACACCGGUCUUCGCAAAAAAACUGGAUUCAACAACCUUAGGGCCGAUGUUGAGGAAAUUGAAAAUCGCUUAGGCCCUUCCAUCAACUUGAGGUCAUCACAAAUGUCGCGUCAAACUUCAAAAAGCUCACGUAAAAGUAUUAGAUUCAGCGUUUUACGUGCACUCACAGAGUUACCCUUUAACGAAGUUGAUAUCAAUUCUGAAAAGAACAAUCAAUCACGUUAUUCCUCAGCUGAUAUGGCCAAUAGUUCCAUUUUCUCUGUCGCUAUUCGAAGCAGACGGGAAUCAAACAGAGCUGAGCAUACACAGAAUACGGCAGUUACUGGCUCGUCGGGAGGCUCUAUCGUGAUACCGGGAAUCAGCUCCUACGCAUUGAAAGAAUUGGCCGCCAUUCCCGAUGAGUCAAUGAGGUCUACUGAGGACCCAAUUGAGUACGCAUUCAACAAAUUGGAGGGGAAAAAUGUCCCUGUGUUUACGCCAAAGAGAAAUGAUGAAGAUAAUGACAGUGACUUCCAAGUGGAAGAUACCGAGGACAUACUUCGUCAGAUCAAUGAUGCAAGGUCCGAAGAUGCCAUCGGGUCAACUUUCGAUAUUAGUAAUGUUACCCCAUUAACGCCAAUCAGGAAGCGUACCACUUUCAAGACAGAUAGUUCCGUCAACCAUUCAACUUCGACACCAGAAAGAAGCAUCGCAAUGGAUGUGUUUGAUUUUCAACAGCCAGGAAAAAUUAAUGAUUUAGAGGUAAUGGAACACCCUUCACCAAAAAUUAUCCUUGACAACUAUUCUCCCUCAAGUGAUCUUUUGUCGGUGAGGUACAUCAUGGAUACCAAUGCACAUAUUUCAUUUGUGUUGUCCUUUGAUUCAAAGUCAUUGGCCGACCACUUUACCGUAAUUGAAAAGGACAUGUUGCAGGAAGUGGAUUGGAAGGAUUUGAUUGAGUUGAAGUGGAACAAGAAAUUGACACCCGUCAAUAGUUGGCUAGAGAUAAUAGUCAACGAUGACUAUUACAUGAAAAACAAAGGAGUCAAUUUGGUUAUUGCCAGGUUCAAUCUCAUGGUAAAUUGGAUUAUAUCAGAGAUUCUUCUCACUCAAAGCCAAGUUGAACGCAUCAAUAUAAUUUCUCGGUUUAUCCAUAUUGCUCAACAUUGUUUAACUUUGCAAAAUUAUGGAACUUUAAUGCAAGUAAUUUUGGCAUUGACGUCACAAAAGGUGCAAGGUUUCAAAAGCACAUGGCGUAACUUACCUCCCGGUGAUAUAUUGACUUUGAAAACCUUGGAAGAAUUGGCAUCACCGUUGAAAAACUUUUUGAAUGUUAGGUUAUCUAUUAAUCAUGCUACGCCUUCAAAAGGAUGUAUUCCAUUUGUGGGGUUAUAUUUAUCAGAUUUAACUUUUAAUGCCGAAAGACCAACUUUUGUCAACAAGGAUAACAUUACCAAGGAUGCACCUGAGUUGAUUAAUUUUUCAAAAUUUAGAACUUCGGUACAUAUAGUCAAGUCAUUGUCACAAUGCAUUGAGUGGUCGAGUAACUACCAGAUUGAAAUCCAACCGGACUUAUUGUCAAAGUGUCUAUACAUCAAGUCGUUGGAUGAAGAGGAGAUGAACUAUUGUAUUCUGUUUACAUAUGACUAA
This is a messenger RNA of Lodderomyces parapsilosis, 4275 nucleotides long. RefSeq names its product mitotic regulator (gene LTE1). Gene Ontology annotation, cellular component: plasma membrane. Gene Ontology annotation, molecular function: guanyl-nucleotide exchange factor activity. The transcript has a single exon. Gene Ontology annotation, biological process: Ras protein signal transduction; positive regulation of GTPase activity. NCBI's taxonomy places the organism in Eukaryota, Fungi, Ascomycota, Pichiomycetes, Serinales, Debaryomycetaceae. The coding region runs from base 1 to 4275 and encodes 1424 amino acids. The record is from RefSeq and is a predicted model, not a curated record.